Molecule: messenger RNA, 675 nt
Organism: Trichobilharzia szidati
Lineage: Eukaryota; Metazoa; Platyhelminthes; Trematoda; Strigeidida; Schistosomatidae
Source: the annotation of a GenBank genome assembly
AAAAAAGAUCCUUGAUUGUUUAAAAAAAAACGAACUUGAAGUGAAUUAAUCUCACUAACAAACAAUUGGUGGGACAACACAUAUAAACAACGAAUUUCUGUAGUUUAAUUCCAGUUUAAAUUUUCCCAAAAAUUUGAAAGAAAAAUUCUGAUUAUCUCCUUUGGCACCAGAUAUAUAUUGCUUUUAGAAAUGUUCUGCUCAAAGAAAAUAAUUCUUAUGAAUUUUAUUGUAUUAUUCUCUUUCCUGUUGAUAACUGAAUACUUACCGAAGUUGAACGCGAACAGAAUUGUACCAGGUUAUUCUAAUGGCAGGUAUGAAAUUUUACCGGGACCAUCUAAGCGUAUGAGUGGAAUGAGGUUUGAAGAACUACUUCGUCUUCAAAAGUUGAAGGAUAGUGCAAAAUGGCUUGAGGAACUUGGGAAACGUGCUUACACCAAUGGGGUGAACUCAUGGGCUGAUGAGGAAUAUCACUGAACUGGGCGAUGAAUGCGAUCAAGAAAAAAACAAACAAUUAAAAAUAAGCAAAAGACAAAGAAAACAAUAUGCCACUGACCAUCUAGAAAUGUUGUUAAUCAGAAAAAACAAACAAACAACAUUAUAUAUUAUUUUGUUGUACUUUUAAAAUAAAUAUAUCAAAAAAUAUAUUUUGAGAAGAAAUAGAGUAGUGUUUAUGUG